Melitaea cinxia (Glanville fritillary) is the source of this 2776-nucleotide messenger RNA. It is a transcript of the gene nesd, whose product is annotated as protein nessun dorma. Gene Ontology annotation, biological process: spermatogenesis; male meiosis cytokinesis. Bases 39 to 1571 code for a protein of 510 amino acids. The record is from RefSeq and is a predicted model, not a curated record. NCBI's taxonomy places the organism in Eukaryota, Metazoa, Arthropoda, Insecta, Lepidoptera, Nymphalidae. The transcript is spliced from 10 exons.
UUACUGUUUGAUAUUCGAAGCUUCUAGUAGUCGCUGUGAUGAUGCCCUCAGUAUUUACGUUCAACCGCAGUGAUAAUGAAAUUCUGCAGGAAUUGCUUAGAGUGUUCAGUUCAGGAAGAGGCACAGCGAGAGAACAAUGGAGUCUGCAAGCUGAAGUUCUAGUGGAGCCCGUUGGUUGGGAUGCAUUGUGGAAAUUGUCUAAAGAAUUUUGUAAGAAAUUUGAGGUAAGGUUUCCAUGCAUAGCAUGCGUUACCGUUACAUCUGUUGAUUUUGAAGAGCUUUCUGCUAAUGUUGAUGUACUGAGUGUUCAACAUGAGGCUGUGUCCUUACCUGAGAGAGUCUUGGAUGUACCACUUAUAGAACUCUGGCCGACAGUGAAACAGCGAGAACAGUGUGUUAACGCAGCCAGUACAGCUGAGUUCAUUGAUUUAUUGAGAUUCUUUUACCAUAACAUUUGGAUGCCUUGGGACGAUCAAGAUGAUAAAGUUCUUUUACCAAAUACUAUAGAAGAUAGGAUGAAUCUUUGGAUGGAACUCCACAACGGGACAAUACCAAACUGUGUUUCUAGGUCCAUAAUGUUACUCCGUAACAGUGCAAUCAAUGCUCACGAGAAAUUGAGAGAACUUGACUCUUCUUUAUGUGAAGGCCAUAUUGCAGAUGAAGAUGAUUCUCUUCUACCACCAAACUACAUAUCACUCUGUGCAGAGAUGAAUGCAAGAUUGGAUGGACUUAUGUCUAAAUGGACUUUAUAUGAAAAUCCCCUCAUUAGAGAACAGUAUCUUGCUAAAGCGAAGAGUAAAUGGCAAAAGAAUAAAAGUAAAAAAAAUGUUGUGGCUCUCUGGCAAGGCGGCAAUGUGUCAGAAUUUCAAAACAUUUCUAAAUUCCUUUGCUCGCAAUUAACAAAUGAACAAAAUCUGACUGUGAUGUUGUCGCCUGAAGAGGGAUUGUCAAUGGAGCCGGAAGAAGUUGUAAUAUGUGGAAAAGAAUAUGAAAUCCCAGAAAUGCCUUUAUCACACAUAUCAUUUUGUAGCUAUAAUGGAGCAACACUUAAAGCGUCAGACAUGAGAUCUUGUCUGUUGAUGUUAAGUGACGACUGCAGAAUACGAGAUUUAACAUUGCAUUGUGCACUUGUUAACACAAUUAUAGUAAUGAGAGCUGGCUCUUUGCACAUCAAGAACUGCAUGUUAAUCGAUGAUUCGAAGAGCUUUCAGAGUGAUUUCGCACAGGGAAUAGUAGCGAUGUCAGGGGCAAAUAUAGUGUUAGAGGAUUGUACAUUUGAAAACUUCUACUCUGGAAUCGUUGUACACAAGGGAGCACAGGUUGAGUUUCGUAAUUGCUUGAUAAGAAAGUGUGGCGUGGGUAUCCAGAUGUACUCGGGCUCUCAUGUCAAGUUAGACGGAACUGUCAUAUCUGAGUGUACAGAGCAGAGUAUACGAUGUGAGGUUUAUAUGGAUGGAAAUGAGAAGAAUACGGAAAUGGAUGGCUUACAAGUGAUGUCAAAUUGUAAAAUUGGUUCUGGCAACUUGCAGAGAGAAGUUCUUAUAGUACAACAAGAUGUUAACAUAAUGUAGGCCUUAUUUAUUUAAGAAGUAGGAAGCUGUUUAUUUAAAUGCAAAUAAAACUAAAUGUUUUGUUUCUUCUUUCUUAAUACUGGCGACAGAUUGAAUGGCAGAGACAUUUUUUAUUUUUGUGUUAAUCUUUCUGAACUUUGAACUCUCCAAUAAAUAUUAAGUAAUAAUAUUUAAUAUACAUAGCUAUAACAUUUACUGUUUAUACCUGCAUUACAACUGAAGACAAGAUUAUAAAAAUAAUCAAUUGAAACAAGUGGCAUAGCUGUCACUUGCCUAGCUUCGCGCCUUGACCUAUUAAAUCGUAGUAAUUUAAAUUACUUGGCUGAUAACUUACUACAACUAGUUAACUUGAACACGGUGCUCUAAUUUUCUGCAAUUUAUUUGGUCAAGGGAUGUGGCAAACUAAGUGACCGCCUUGAAUCACUAUUAUCUUAUUUCAAAUAGACGCUGUAUCGGCUUUAUACACCAUAUAUGUACCAAAUAAAAGGUAAUACUUUGGUUAUGGAAAAAAUAAACAACAAAAAUAAGUUAAAUUAUUUAUACAGCUAGCUUAGGAAACCCAGGGGCGAUAACCAUACCAGUGCAUGCAAAGUAUUCAAAAACAACAAAGCAAUAGAUACCUCUCCGAUUAUGUUCAAUUAUCCAAUAUAAUUCUAGCUCAUGUUUUUUAUUAGGAUGUAAAUAAAACAGACAAGCAGACAGACAUAUUUAUAGAAAAGACGAUAAACAUAACACAAUGUUUUAAAGCUUUUUGGGAGGAUCUAAGUUCUUUUUACGUACAAAAAAAGUAGUACAUUAUUAACAAUAUUUAAAAUAUAUUCCUUUUUUCUGGUAAAAUCUCAGCUACCGUAACUAAACAUAACAUUAAAUUUGUAAACACAGUCCAAAAUUAGUUUUGCCCUAAGAAUUUAAGUAUUUUUACUAAAAAUAAGUUUAUAAGGUUUAUACUUUAUAACAUUCUUCAGCGGUACUAUUCAAUAUAUAUCAAAAUACGUUAUUCUAUAGUUUAACACAAGAUAUUUUCAAGUGUAAUUGUCAGUUUAUUGUGUCUAAUGUACCAUUAUAUAAUAUGAGAGCUUUAAUUUAUUUUAGUUUGCUGUCGUACGAUAAUGAAAAUAAAAUAUUUUAACAUUGUUAGUGUUAUAGGUUCAUUUAAAUGUUUCUUAUUUAUAGUAUCUUGAAAUAAUAAUAAAAAAUUAAAGUCA